CCGUCCCAUCGCUUCCAGCUCUCGGCCCUGCACCUGGCAGCAACAUGUGGCUCCUGGAGCGGCUGCGCGGCAUGGCGGAGAGCAGCAGCGCACGGGGCUCGGGGCCGGACGAUUCCCCGCGGGGCUCCCGCUAUAGCAACGUCCUCACCCCAGAUAAGAUCCCCGACUUCUUCAUCCCGCCCAAGCUGAGCGCUGCACCCGCUGAACCCGAGGGUACCGAAACCACCGCGCCUCCCGUCCUGGGUCCGUCUGUCUCGGAGCAGGACCUGACGGACCGCAAGACCCCACGCAGCCCCCGGCCUCCCAGCCGACCCCGUGCGAAGGCAUCCGGCCGUCACAUCAUCCAGAUCGAGAGCGCCGAGGACUGGACAGCCGAAGGCGGCUUCGGCACCAACGUGGACCCGCAGGCGCAGACAGCCAUGUCUCUGCCCUAUGUCCCCAAAGCGCAGACCUCCUACGGUUUCGCCACGCUGGUGGAGAGUCCCCACACCCGACGUAAGGAAUCGCUCUUCCAUAGCGAACACAGCAGCCUCUGCCCCUCGCCGGCCACCUCGCCCAGUGGCCAGCGCAGGGCAAAGCUCAACGGUGAGAGCAGAGCUCAGGCUCCUUCCGACCUGGGGGCGGCCCUCAUGCACCCCGGGCGCUAUUUCAGCGGCGGUGAAAGCGACACGUGCUCUUCAGCCGAGUCCUCACCCUUCGGCUCACCCCUCCUCUCCCGCUCCGUCUCUCUGCUGAAGAUCUUCAGCCAGGAGAGCCAAUCCAAGGUCAUCAAGCUGAAGCACUCGGUGGCUCGCAACAGCUCGCUUUCAACCGAUGACAGCUCAGCCGACACCAGUCCCAGCGCCCAGCGUCGCUCCAGGAGCGCUCCGGCCGGGGGACAACCGACAGCGGGCGCGGAGCUGCCGCAGGGUCGGCCCCGUGAGCACAGCCUGCGGCUCAGCCGGGGCGGCCGCCUCCGUCUGACUGCUGAUUAUGACCCUUCCAACGCCCGGCUUCGCGUUCAGCUCAUCUGCGCUGAGGAUCUCUACGACGCUCUGGUCGAUGUGCGUGGCAUCCACUGCUGCGUUUCUCUGUGCCUCAACCCGGGGAAGCUACAGAAGCAGCGCAGCACCAUCAUCAAGAACAGCCGCAACCCUGUCUUCAAUGAGGACUUCUUCUUCGAUGGGCUGGGCCCCAGCCACGUCAGGAAGCUGUCCCUCAAGCUGAAGGUGGUCAACAAAGGCAGCAGCCUGAAGCGGGACACGCUGCUGGGGGAGAAGGAGCUCCCGCUCAGCGCCCUGCUGUAGGCUCAGCAGCCCUGCAGGGAGCGUGCCCGUGGGGCUGGGGCACGGGAGGGCUUGGGCCAGCCCUGACGCCUCUGAACUAGGGCUUGGAAGGGCCCCCAGAGGAGGGCCAGGGCUGUGGCAGAGCUCAGGGAUGCAGGGCCGGGUCCCCGGGAGCGGAGCUGCCAGAUGCAGCCCUCCUGUUCCAGCCUCUCCCUUCUGUUCCAGCUCCCUGGCCGGGGCUGCGGCUCCUGGAGCACAGCAGGAGCCACCUGCCCUGUCCCUUUCAGAUGGAUGGAUGUCACCUGCUGGGCUCUUCCCUUUCUGGUUUCCCGUGGCCUCCAGCUGGCCAGCACGAAGGUUGGAAGUGGGUAGAGCUCUGCAGCAUGCUUAUUGCCACCUCUCUCCAAGCCUUAGCUCCUGGAGUCAGAUGAUGGCAUCGACCUUGGCUUUCAUUUAAAAGUCAAGCUUUGUAGUCUUGGAAACUGCAGAGAAAAUGCUGCAGAGGUGACCCAGGAACCUGGUCGGGGUCCCUGGGAGGUGGCCUCGUGGCUGACUCACCUCUGUGGUCUUUCUGAGUCCCUUCCUGGAACCACAUAGAGUGUGCAGUCAGCUCUACCCUCCUGUCCUGGUCCCCCAGAUACUGACCCCUCUCCCCCAUGAAUAACAGCUGCAGGAACUUCAGAGGCAUUUGGAUUUAUCCAAACCCAGAUGGAUGCUGA
This is a messenger RNA of Lagopus leucura (white-tailed ptarmigan), 1984 nucleotides long. It is a transcript of the gene C2CD4C, whose product is annotated as C2 calcium dependent domain containing 4C. Bases 45 to 1286 code for a protein of 413 amino acids. The transcript has 2 exons. Lineage: Eukaryota; Metazoa; Chordata; Aves; Galliformes; Phasianidae. The record is from RefSeq and is a predicted model, not a curated record.